ACAGGUAGCACUAUAGAGCUAAUGCAACAAGGAAUAUAAUACAAGCAUGAACAACAAUCCCUGUAAAGAUAUAUGAUUGAUUAUCCUUCCAUAAUUUUAAAGUUCAAAAUCCGUGAUUUUGUGAAACUGACUCUUUAAAUAAUGAAUAUCAGAAUGUCCAAGUUUUUCUCUAAACGCCGCCUUCACCUCUGCUUCACGAAACAACACCACCAAUCAAGCAUGGAGGAAGACGACGACUUGUUCUACUCGUCUUCAGCAGACUCUGACACAUGUGAUGAUGAAUUACCACCUCACUUACCAUCCGUGAUCUCCUCAAAGCGCUUCUUCUUCUCUUCACCAAGCCGCUCCAGCUCCAUCAUUGAUCAGCACAUAAUUGAGGGAGGAGUGGGAGUCACCAAGCACUCCCUCGACCCCUACAUGGAUUUCCGGCGUUCCAUGCAGGAAAUGGUUCAUUCCAGGGACACAAAAGACUGCGAGUAUCUGCAGCAGCUUCUAUUGUGCUACCUUUCUCUCAACCACCCACACACUCAUAACUACAUCCUCGCUGCCUUCGCUGACCUCCUCCUUCACCUCUUCUCCUCUGACCACCACCACCACCACGCCAGCAACCACUCCUCUUCAGGGCUUCUAAUUUCCUCUCAACAUAAUAAUAAUAAUAUUUAAUCGUUAUUACGACUUCAUAAGUUAAGUAAGUUAAAUAUUUAGUUUAGUUUAUCACACAGAAUCUAGUUUUACCAAAUGAUUUUAUCUUCUGCAUCUUUUGAAACUCAUUUGUCAAAAUAGUAAUAUUUCAAAGUUCAAAAUGGCUUUUCCUUAUUGUUAUUAU
Arachis ipaensis is the source of this 826-nucleotide messenger RNA. The record is from RefSeq and is a predicted model, not a curated record. Lineage: Eukaryota; Viridiplantae; Streptophyta; Magnoliopsida; Fabales; Fabaceae.